AUGUUCCGGAGGCGCGCGCUGCGGCGGAGGCUGGCGGCGGCCGGCGCCGCCGACGUGCCCGACGACCAGCUGCGGCGGCUGGCGCGCGCGAUCGACGCGGGCCCCGAGGGCGCGGCGUGCGUGCCCGCGCCCGCCCUACGGCUGCCGGCCGCCCGCGCCCUCCGCUUCCCCGACCUGCGGGACCUGGCCGAGCUGCGCCGGCUGCCGCGCUGCGCGGACCACCGCUGCUGCAACCCGCACCACUACAGCAGACUCUGCGAGCCCGUUAGCGCCGCGCCGCUGUGCACGUUCGCCCCGAGUGCUGGCCCGUGGCGUGCGGCUCCGUUAGAAAGUCGCCAGUCGGCGGCCGCCCGUGUGGUGAACCCUUAUCGCAUAUUUGUUAUGUUUUAUCUCGACGCGCGCGUAACGCGGCGUUCCGUUCGCGCGUAUGGAUGUGCCCGUGCGUUCGUAUUUUUCCAUUUGGACGCGUGCGCGUGCCUGCACCGGCGCCGCUGGUGGCGGCUCCGGUGGCGCCGGUGGGCCGCGGCACGUCCGCCAACCCCCGUGGCGGCGUAUUGUAAACAUUGUCGCCGGCGCGGUCUAUUAAUAGCGGCUGACAUCAGCGGCGGCCGAUGGUCCGCGGCCGCUGGGCCCGGCCGCGCUAAUCUGCCGGCCGAGGGUCGCGCCGCGAUAACUGCACAAGGUCACGGCGCCGGCGCCGCUCUGCCGAGACGGCUGCGCCGCCGCUGGUACGCGAGCGACGCCCGCCUCGGUCCGGCCCGUACCGAACGCUUUCGUCUCGUCUGCGGCUUAUUUAAU
Messenger RNA from Iphiclides podalirius (scarce swallowtail), 798 nucleotides. The record is from the annotation of a GenBank genome assembly. NCBI's taxonomy places the organism in Eukaryota, Metazoa, Arthropoda, Insecta, Lepidoptera, Papilionidae.